Molecule: messenger RNA, 1546 nt
Organism: Haliotis rubra (blacklip abalone)
Lineage: Eukaryota; Metazoa; Mollusca; Gastropoda; Lepetellida; Haliotidae
Exons: 6
Coding region: 159-1085 (308 amino acids)
Source: RefSeq, a predicted model, not a curated record
UGUCUGUGACGACAGGAUCCGAUUACAUCGUUGCACGUGUUGGCCAUAACGCCACCAUCUCCCUCAACACGUCCCAGGCUGGACACGAGUUUAAAGUCGGCGUGCAAGUUAAUAAUGAUAUAGAAUAUCUCUUUCUUAAAACUGACACUGAGCAUGACAUGGUGAACACCAGCCAUACAUGGUACAGAGACAGAGAGAUACCAGUGAACAUCACCCCAUCAGAGUUCAGGUUUACACUGUAUAAUGUCACUACAGAGGACGCAGGGCUCUACGAAUGUCGGACGUUUGACACAACCAAAGGGAUACCUGGCUGUGAACAGCUUCUCGUUGUGGCACAGAAACCUUCAACCCCGAACAUCACUGGACCUACAUCAGCUGUCUCAGGUGGGCGUGUCACCCUGACAUGCUCCUCCUCCUCCCUGAGUCUGCCCCCGGACCACCCCCCUCUGACCAUGACCUACAUCUGGAGGAGGAACAGUGAGAAGAUUCAAGGAGGGGAAGACGUUCAUGUAGAGGGGCCAAACCUCACCAUGAGACACAUCAGCAAGGCGGAAGACGGCAACUACAGCUGCCAGGCUAUCGAGGGGGGGCUGAAGUCUGAGUGGAGUCACGGACACGACCUGGAUGUUCAGUAUAGGGAAGUCCAACAAUCUCUGUCUCCAGACACGCCCAUGCCGUUCCUCCUCGUCUCUGUUGGGGCGGUGCUGUUGCUGCUGGUGGUGGUGGUUGUGCUGCUGCUGGUCUGUGGGAUACGUCGAUGCAGGAGACUUAGAGCAAAACGGAAAUUAAGGUAUGCUGCCCACCUGACUGCACUGAACAACAGAGCCAGCAGCGAGUCCCCCUACGCUACAGUCCACGUCGAGGGUGCCAGGGUGUCCUACUCAAACAUGAGAGAAUCUUCUGCUACAAGCGAGCACCACUAUGCCAACUUGCCGUUGCCAAGCUACAGGUCUGAUGCUACAGCUGACUACGUGGCUCUCGGGCAGGAAGAACACGUCCACAUCUACACGGCUCUGCGCCCCAAAGUUAGGCAGCAGGUGGGAGGUGGGAGAAGGAAGGCUGACACAGCGGGAGGAUCACCAUAAGCCGGGAUAACACCUCCUCAUCACUGUAUCCUCAACUCUCACAGGGCAUGUCCUAUGUGAAACAUCCAGAGAAGGAACACGUUCCAGACACCCAAGCACGACUCACAACGCUUCAACAAAUCUUGUUACUAUGUACCUGUCUUGAUAAAGGUCUGAACGCAUUGGGAAAAUACUCGGACAGAUCACAUUUCAAAUCACUAACACUACGAGCCAUUCUGUGUAUGGCUAGGAGCUUUCAUACUUAAAGAUUAGAAUUUGACAAGUCAUACAGACUUGUAAUACCUUUGAUAUGGUUACAGUCUACUGUAUAUUUUAGUUGACCAAUGUACUAUCAGCGCUGCCAGCUUGUGAAAACUAACCUACUUAGAUGUAGGCUGUCUGCGUCUUUGCUUACUUUAAGCCUUAGUCCUGUAGAAUGGUGUUCAUUGUCCUCGGUUAAUAAAUCCUUUAACUUGGGUUGU